CAGGAAAUUCCAAUAAAGGAAACUCAAUAAGAAAUGAAGCAAAUCGUCAGUGUAGAUUCAACUUCAUCACGUGUUGUUUAUGCACUAAUGCCUAAGGACAUGUGACUGUAGCAGCGACAGGGGUGAACAUAGCAACACGAAAUGACAGAGUAGAGAUACCAAUCUGGGCAAUGAGAGAUUCAAAGAUCCAAAGAUCUAAUAAGAUUCAAAGCCUCCACAGGUAACGGUUCUACCUCCAAUUGGGUACAUACAUCAUGUCACUCAUCACCAAAAGCCUCUGGAGGGUUGGACCGCUGCCAAAACCUUUAGCCUCAGUUGUCCACUUUCAACAAUCCAGAAAUCUAUUGUACCACCAGCAGUCACGAGAUAUUUCUACAAUUCCAAGAGGAAAACCUAUACAUGUUGCUGGUGCACAUCGUUUACAGACGUUGAUUGCCAAUGGUAUCGUUCAGUCUGCAAAAAAUCCACUCAGGAAUCCAGUAACCUUGAUGGUACCAAACAACGAUUAUAUUCGGCAGUAUGUGGAAACCGACGGCAAGAUUCAAAUGAUCAAAGAUGGUAUUGCUACUACCAUGGUAGGAGCUGUGGAUAUGGAAGUUCUUCCUUUUUCAAUGGAAUACUCUGUUCCUGAUGAAACAUUCGCUCCUGCCAAGAACUUGAGGUACAAACGUUUAUUGAUGGAUACUGCUCCGAAUGAAGAUGGUCUCUUGGCUGAUGCCGUCUCCUCGCUACUUGACAAUGCUCUGCAACCUCUUGACCUGAAGAAAAAAGCACACAAAGCGGCGCGAUUGCCAAUCUCGGACAUGAAGGUCUGCGAUUUAUCUUAUUUUCUUGAAUUGAACGCAGCAUUUUGUGAACAAGGAAAGGCAAAACCUGUGGAAAGGGAAGAUAUCAUAGAGAUCCGAGCAGCACCAAAAGAUUCGGACCUCAAAGUUGUGCCUGUAACUCACGUGGCUAAAAUCAAUACUGACCCUAUUGAUUAUUUGAUCUACGGCGAACGACCUAGAGAUCUAAUUAAAUUUUUCAAGAACAUCAAACACAGACUACAUCCUUCUUCUGUGGUGGUGAUAGUAGGAAACAACCCUGGUCUGGUUCAGGAUCUCUACGACCAAGUGUUUCCAGAUAUAUCAAAACGACCAAAUUUCGUUGAAUGCAUCAAUGCCACGCACAUGGGAGAAACUUCAAUUACAGGAACUUGGGACUCGGUCCGUUCCGUCCCGAUAGUCAAAGGAAAACUCCUUCUAGGGCCACUCGCACGAACUUAUGACGAUGGUAUGACUCCAGGCGAGGUGGAAAAGAGAGAGCAGGAAGUGGAGUGCCUUGUUAACAGGGUAAUGGAUGCUCCCCUAUUUGGCGCAGAACGAAUCGAUAGACGUGGUUUAGAGAGAUAUAAACUCAAGAAGCUAGUUGCGCGGGCUGUCAUUUACCCUCUCACCGUUGCGUUCAAUUGCAUGAUGGGCGAGAUUUUUUCAACUGAGGAGCGGGUUACAGAAGCCAGACUGUUAUUCGACGAAGCUUGUGCAGUGAUCCAAUCUAUCGAUGAAACAUUGACUCGUCGAAUUCUCUUGGACAACUUAUUAUGGGCAGUAGUCAGACAACCGAAUAUACGUCCUAUCAUGUUGAAGUGUGUCGAGCUCGGCUUUGACACGAAUCUUGAUUUAGAUAAUGGUUGGAUCAUAAAAAAUGCUCCAAAUGGUACGACUCCGACGCAUACUAAGUACAGCAGAAUUGUCAAGGAGAGAGCUAGGGAAUCAGCAAAAGCCAUUGCAGCCGAUAAAGAAGAGGCUGCAAAAGCAGAAGCGCGACUUAAGAUGGCAAGAGAGAUGAUCGCAAGGAGAAUGAAAGAGAACGAUACCGAGGAAGUAGUCAAAAGAGGCUUCAAAAGAUUUGCCUUUGGACAAAAGAUCGAAGCUCCAUUAAACGUUCCGGAUAAAACAUAUUACAGAACUAGAAGUCCUCUGGAAGCUUCUGGUAUGUGGGAAAAGCUAGAAGCUCCUCUUAAUGAUCAAGUCAAGGGGGGAAAUGAGUGAUUCGCUUGUUCAUGUUAAGGGAAGUGGAGAUGCAGUCGUACAGAAAAUUAGCGAGUAGAGCGUGGAAGAAGAAAAUGAAGGGGCCAAUGAAAAAGCACGAGUGUAGAAUCUUCAAAAUUACCGAGGUGGAAAUGACACAAUAGAUAGAUGGACGACACGUUGUGAUUUGCACAAGGAACGGGUGUGGGUAACGGAAAUGAUGAUUGAGGGACCCUGAGUAUCUUUUCUCGCCUGGAGAUCUUGUGUCGAUGCGUGGAAAUGGCGGCUGAAACCUCUCUUGACAAUACUCGAAGAAGAUUGAGAAAUGUCUCCUAGUGUUGAAAGAGCCAUGAACAUGGCUAUGAAUAAUGAAUCUAGAUUUGGUUCGCCAAUUUUUUUUGCAGGACAUGGUCUAUUCACGAGUCAGAGCAUUUGACUCUAUUUCCGUCGUCCUAUCCCUCUUCAAAUUAACCACUAUGUGCCAAUUCCGAUGUAUCUUCCCCCCGAUGCAAAUAACAAAACCUCAUUUCAGACGAGU
Molecule: messenger RNA, 2547 nt
Organism: Botrytis porri
Lineage: Eukaryota; Fungi; Ascomycota; Leotiomycetes; Helotiales; Sclerotiniaceae
Exons: 2
Coding region: 255-2030 (591 amino acids)
Cellular component (GO): cytoplasm; mitochondrion
Molecular function (GO): 2-dehydropantoate 2-reductase activity; NADP binding
Source: RefSeq, a predicted model, not a curated record